AUGACGUGGCAGUUUCGUGGCGCGUGUCAGUAUUUGACGUUCUUUGGCCUCUUUGUCGGCCAAGGAUGCUUGUGGCUCAGCGUUGGCGACGAUAUUACGAUGGCGCCUCCGACGCCCGGCGUCUUUACGCUGACGUACACGUUUCAGCGACCCCAGUACGGUCUCUGGCUCUGGUUCAAGUUUGGAUACCGCUGCGGCUUGCUGAGUCUGGUCUUGAUCAUGACCUGGCGGCGGUACUACCGACACUGCAUUGAGCUCCAGCAUAUCGUACGCGCGCUCGGGCAUGCUUCGCCGCGCCCCGACGACGACGACUGGUGCUACGAACUCGUCCUUGGCGAUCCGACGGCACUCAUUUUGAUGGACCCGGGCAUUUGCGGCCUCUUCUCGAUCGAUUUGUGGCUCAGCGCCCAAUACAUGGGUAUUUCCAUGGUGCGCGCGGCACAAACCGCCAAUCUCUACAGCCUUUUCUUUGGGUUCUUGUACUAUUCCCGCACGGUCUGGUUUGCCUAUUUUGCGCUAGCGGUGACGUCCCACGCACUCAAGCGCUUCCGAAAGGAGCACUUGUUUGCUGAUGUGGACAAGACAUUGGUGGCCAUCGCGGUUGCGUGCAGCAACAUUCCGCUCACGUAUGUGCAGACGCACACGCCCUUGGUGCGAGUGUACAUGUGGCUCUUUGCAUGUUUGCCGUCAGCCGACCCGUACCACCAAGUCGACGUUGCGAUUGGUUGCAUCCUGCUAUCCCUCAUCAUAGCCAGCGUGCCGGUGAGCUAUGGCUUUGGGUACCGCGCCUACCGAGCGCAACGAAAACGACAAACGCCCAACGCAAGGUACACGAGCCAAGCGUUCAAUGGUCUCAAAACACGUUCUGUCUUGUGUCUCGUGCGCGCCUGUGGGCGGCGGUACCCGAAAAGCAUGCUCGAGUCGGGCGGCUCCGUGUACGCGGCAAUCGAAGCUGACCCACGCUACGCCCAGCACCCGACGCUGAGCCUCCGCAGCGUCGACUGCUACCUCGUCUGCAAGAAGCGACGCGUACCAAAGCAGAUGAUGCGACUCAGCCUCGCGUGGAGCUUGGAUCGCAACCUCAGCGAUCCCGCAAUGGCCAUCCUCGACGACGAGACAAUCGCCGGCCGGACCAUCUUUGAUCGACUCGAAACGACGCCCCAUCUCGGCACACUUCGGUCGACCUUCAAGCUACAGCUCGGUGUCGCCAAGAGCGUGUGGCUGGCGUAA
Saprolegnia parasitica CBS 223.65 is the source of this 1230-nucleotide messenger RNA. RefSeq lists its product as hypothetical. The transcript is spliced from 3 exons. NCBI's taxonomy places the organism in Eukaryota, Oomycota, Saprolegniomycetes, Saprolegniales, Saprolegniaceae. The record is from RefSeq and is a predicted model, not a curated record. Bases 1 to 1230 code for a protein of 409 amino acids.